Molecule: messenger RNA, 609 nt
Organism: Jaculus jaculus (lesser Egyptian jerboa)
Lineage: Eukaryota; Metazoa; Chordata; Mammalia; Rodentia; Dipodidae
Product: protein tyrosine phosphatase receptor type C-associated protein-like
Exons: 2
Coding region: 1-609 (202 amino acids)
Cellular component (GO): plasma membrane
Source: RefSeq, a predicted model, not a curated record
AUGGCACAGAUGGAGGCUGUGCCUCAUGCCCUUGGGCUUGGGGUGCUGCUGGCCCUGCCACGGGCCCUGGGCUCUGGGAUUGGCACAGAGGAUGGUGCAGGCUCCAGCUCCGUCACCAUUGUUCUGCUGCUCCUGUUGCUGCUGCUGCUGGUCACAAGCCUGGUCCUAGCCUGGCACCGCCUCAGCCGAGAUUCAGGAGGCCACUACCACCCAGCUCGCCUGGGUGCCGCACUGUGGGGCCACGCCCGCCGCCUGCUCUGGGCCAGCCCUCCAGGCCGCUGGCUUCAGGCCCACGUGGACCUGGAGUCCCCAGAGCAGCGGGACAAUGACCAAGAUGGAGAAGACGAUUUCGUAAUGGUCAGUGGUCUGCAGGAGGCUGAACCCCAGGAAGAGGAGCAGCAGUGCCAAGGAGAAGCCCACAUGGAGCAGGUCACGGAAGCACAUGGCACAGACAGUGAAGGGGGCUUGGGUCUGGGCUCCCAGGGGCCCACGGAUUCAGGGGGCAGUGCGGAGGCCCUGCUGAGUGACCUGCAUGCCUUUUCAGGCACUGCAGCCUGGGAUGACAGCACUGGAGGAGCAGCGGCCGGCCUUCAUGUCACUGCACUGUAG